Messenger RNA from Microplitis mediator, 2122 nucleotides. RefSeq lists its product as uncharacterized. Lineage: Eukaryota; Metazoa; Arthropoda; Insecta; Hymenoptera; Braconidae. The coding region runs from base 348 to 1916 and encodes 522 amino acids. The transcript has 6 exons. The record is from RefSeq and is a predicted model, not a curated record.
UUAUUAUAGUUUUUGUUGACGUGAAUGACGUCAUGAGCAGGAUUUCUAGUUCAUGUCCAUCAGAUAAGUGAUAAUGGAUUAGUACUUAGUAGUAAUACGUACUAAUAUUUCCGAAAAAAAAUUUGUAUUAAAUAUUGUUCACAGUAUUAAUAAAUAUACAUAUCAAGUUAAAUAACUGCAGUAAUUAUCAACUGGAAAUCGGACUUUUUACAACCAAAUUACAAUAUAGAGAUUCCGUGUGAGGGUGAAUAGGAAUGAUGAAAUUUAUUGUGGACUUGCGCUAUUCAUAUCGGAAGGAAAAUCAACAGGCUGAGGGUUAAUUCGAACACGGGGAAAAAAAAACAAAAAUGACGGCUGCUCAAUUCAGUUCGGGCAAAUCCGAAACGGAGUCUCCAUUGCUGAGGAAACCUAACUGUUGGGAGAAAAUAGUAUAUUCCCCUGAUGCCAUGGAUCUGUGUCGAAUCAAUCCCUCAAGGAAAACUUGGAUAGAAUUUUCUAUAAUUUUAAUAAUAAUUCUGUUCAUACUAUCUCUUGUAAGUCCAUCAGUCGCGUCAGAUUUGAUCUCGAGUUUAUUAAAGACAUUCUUAUUCACCAUUGUCGCGACCAAAGGAACACUUUUGUCGAUGACUUACGAGCUAGUGCCGAACUUUGUUCACAAAUGUAUCGUUAAAAGAGACGAUGGCGGAGAAAGAUCUGCACAUAUUGAGAACAUGCGCUCAGAAGGGGAAAGACUCAUGUGGAUAUGGUGUUUUAUUAUCGCAUACACCCUUUCCGAAUUUAUAAAUUCACUCAUGUGCUUCAGGAAAGCUAUAGAUAAGCCUUCGACUAGACAAUUUUUUUCAGUAAUCAUUCCAGAAACUUUCCAUACCAUGGGAAUUGCGUUGAUGAUCUUUGAAGUAUUGCCGAAACUAAAUGUAUAUUAUUUCGUUUUGUUCCUAAUUUGGUGCGUGAUUGAAUGGGGACUUCAUACUCUGAUAUCGACGGUUUAUGAAAUUAAAAAUAUUAAACUCAAGAGUUUGCUGAUCGUGGCAGACAUUGUGGUUCUGGGGAUUUUCUUAAAUUUCACGAUAUUCAAUCCGUUUGAUGGAAAAAACCGUAAUAAUAGCGAGUGCUGGAUUGCUAUCCUGGCAUUGGCUUUGAUUCAUGGCGGACUUUGGCAAGAUGUUCCAAAUUCUAAAUUAAGUUUUACUGGUAAUUUCUCUCUGAUUAGAGAAACUCGUAAAAAAUUGGAGCUCGUGAAAGACUCAAUUUUCGCAUGGGUAUCACUUUGGAAAAUAAUCGUAUUUAUUGCAACUUCAUUUACAAUAUUCGCAAUUCAUGGUGAUAGCAUAACAAAACUCUUCAGAAUGUUUGGACAUGCAUUCGGUGACUAUAAUAUAACUUUGAUUCCUUCUGACAAUGGUAGUCAAUUAUUAACGAUUCCCAGAAGUUUACUUUUUCCAAUUUUACUCGUCUCAUUCCAAGUAAUUUUAUCUACUUUCGUAAAUAUGAAACCUGAUAGCAUAAUUUUGCGUUUUCUCCAUGGAUUUGAUUUUCGAUCUCGCUGGGGAUUGAAUCUUCCGGUUUUCUUCGCUAUCGCAUACUUACUCUGGUCUGAAUACAUCCGCAUUUUCUACUGCAAUUUGGUUUACAAUGUAGACAUGGCCGAGUACUUUACGAAUGUCUUAACAGAAAUCGAUAUAUUCAAUCAAUCAAAAGUUCUCUCUCUCGAUUAUUUGGGAAACUGGGAGGCUCUUUUACUAAAAAUUUCUUGCUGCUGGAUUAUACUGCACUUCCUUUUCCGAUCACGAGUAAACACUGCUAUGGAAACCGAAGAAGAACUUGAAAAACCUGAAGCUAAAACCCCGCAAGAAGUUGGAGUUUACGUGGUUUUAGAAAAUGAAAAGGUUGAAGAAAAAAAAAAGUUGGAAUGUUGAUUGAGAAGAAUUUUCUAUAAUAAAUUCAAAAACUUGCUCAAAAAUUAACUACCUCAUAAAAUAUAAGUGAAAGUCUUUAAUUUUUUGUAUAUUUUUUCUAAGUACUUUACAAUGUCGAUUAUAAUAUAUAUAAUUGUAUUUAACUAUUGUGUAAAUAAAAGAUAAAAUUUUGAAAAAAAUUAAUAUUUGCCGAAAAUCUAAGAAUA